Messenger RNA from Danio rerio (zebrafish), 5003 nucleotides. Lineage: Eukaryota; Metazoa; Chordata; Actinopteri; Cypriniformes; Danionidae. The record is from RefSeq and is a predicted model, not a curated record.
UGUUAAUGCAGACCAACGGAGACAGCGCGCAGAAGUAUAAAUGCACAGCUGCGCGCAUUGCCUGCGCCGUGAGUUGCGCCGGUCACUUGACGCAGAAGUAUAAACCAGGCUUAACUCCCGCAACCUCCUGCAAAUAAUCUCAGUCUCGCCGGGAAUGACUAAUCUCAAUAUGGGAUGUCUGAUAUCACCACAUGGUGGUUACCUUUGUCAAGUACCACAAUACGUAGUUACGUCCUCAAAUGCCAGUGCAAACUGUACUGUGCCAAAAGGAAGCCCUAUGUUAACUGUGUCCAGAAGCGACAUUGACUUUUCUGGGCUCGGAGGCAUGUGGGAUGGACCAUCACACAGUGUAAACGUAUACUGUGGUCAGAUGAAUCAGUAUUUUAGAUUUUUAGGGGAGAAAUGGACGUUGUGUGCUCUGCACCAAAAAGAAAAGGAUCAUCCAGACGGUUACUGGUAACAAGUCUGAAAGCCAGGCUCUGUCAUGGUAUGUGGUUGAGUCUGCGCCCUUGGCAAAGUUAGCUUGCACUUCUGUGAUGCACUAUUAAUGCUGAACAGUACAAAAAGAUUUUGGAGCACAAUAUGCUGCCUUAUUUCCCAGGGCUUAAUUUGUUCCGGAACAAGCCGAAUCCGGAUCCGGCACCUCAUUUUACAGACUGCCCACCCCACUCGUCACUUUCUUUUGCGACUCCCUAACUCUCUUCACUUUCGUCCUCCACACACCCCCCCCCCCCCCAUUAAAUUUUGUCCACAACACUCCUUCGCACCGCUCUUCACUUUCGUCCGUUACCCCGAUCUGUUCCAGGGUUUUGCAAUUUACAAAUUAAGCACUGGGGACGGCCAUGCAUAUUCCAACAAGACAAUGCAAAACCACACUCUGCACACAUUACAAAGUCCUGCUGCGGAGGAAGAGGAUACAGGUAGUUUACUGGCCUGCCUGCAGUCCCGACCUGUCUCCAAUAGAGAAUGUGUGGCACAUUUUGAAGCACAAAAUGUGACAAUGAAGACCUCGUACUGUUGCCCAGAUUAAGACUUGUUUGCAGGAAGAAUGGGACAAAAUCACACGUGAAACACUUCAGCACUUCGUGUCGUCAGUCCCUAAACGCCUUUAAAGUGUUGUGAAAAAGAAUUGCAACAUUGUAAAGUGGUAAAUGCUUUACUGAUAGGACUCUUUCGAAAUGUGUUGCAAGAAUCAAAAUUGGCAUACGUGUUUAUUUUGAGAGAAAAAAACGAUACAAAUCAUGAGGAACACUCUAAUCGAUCACUACUAUCUUAUUUUAUUUGCGUUUCCAUACUGUCCAAACCUUUUCUGAUUUAGAGUUGUCGAUAUUUAUAUGUUCUAUGUUUGUAUCACAUAUACAUAUUAAAUAUAUAUAAUGAUAUGUACAUAUUUUGUCAAACUUUGCUGGAGGAACAAGUUGAAAAUAAAGCUCUUUGUGUUCUUUAAAACAUAAAUAAAAUAAAGUGGAUUAGAUGUCAGACAUGUUUUCAUGAAGCAACACACACAUUUCUCAUUCAGUACUUUAUGUAACUGCUUAAAACAAGACUGUUUAAAUAAAUGCAUGUAAAGUGGGUCUUUAUUAUUACUUUGUUUGAUAAAAUACACAAAACAAUACAGUUGCAUGAAAAGGAUUUCACUGUUAUAAAUGCACUAAUUUGAAAGCAUCAGCUGAGGUAUCUGAUUUCAGUUGUCAAAAGUGUAAUUAAUAAAUUAUUUCAAAUCAAACAUCGUUGUGCAAAGAAACUGUUUCUACGUGACCAUGCAACAUUACAUAGAGUUUACUUUGGUCGUUUUUUAGCUUACUGUAUGUAUCGGGUUCCACCAUUGGUGGUGCUCGAGCACCAGAACCCAGUGACGAACAUCCGAGUCGAGGAAGAGAAGAAGAAGAGCGCGGCGAAAGUAUAAACAAGUGAAACAGCCGUCUGCUUUAUUUAUUGCUUUAUGACAGUGUAACUGAACAAGAAGCAAACAGGAGGAAUUACUGCAGGAGAAACAACUGACAUACUAUAGGAAAGAUGGAGAUUAAGGAGGAACCCUGCAGAAUAAAAGAUGAAGAGACGGAGGAACUAAUAGACCAGACAGAGGUGAAUGAAGACAAACAGCAUCUGUUUAAUAAUCCGGAAGGAUUCUCAGGUGAAAACCCACAAAUAAAAACCGAACCGAACGCAAAGAAACGAGACCGAACAAUUGGAGCCAAAGGAUCUUUCACCUGCUCUGAAUGCGGAAAGGUUUUCAGAAUCGAAUCAUGGCUUAAACGACACACACUGAUGGUGCACAAUGGAGAAACACUGUUAACAUGCAGUCCGUGUGGGAAGAGUUUCAUAAACGAAGCCAAGCUGGACAAACACCUGAAGAGUCACACUAGAAACCGAUCAUUUACCUGCACUGAGUGUGGGAAGAUCUUCAAAAGUGAAGACAAGUUAAACAACCACGUGAGGAUUCACGAUAAAGAAAGACCCUUCAGCUGCUCUGUGUGUGGAAAGAGCUUCAAGACUGAACACAACUUAAGCCAGCAUCAGCGCGUUUACUGUGACGUGAAGCCGUUGAGCUGUGAUCAGUGCCAUAAAACAUUUCUCUCCAGAUCACUGCUGAAAUUACACCUGGUAGUUCACUCUGGAGAGAGACCUUACGUUUGCUCUCUGUGUGGAAAGAGUUUCUUAUAUCUGAAUAGGUUAAAUGCGCACGAGCGUAAUCAUGCUGAAGUGAAGCCUCACGUUUGCUCUCUGUGUGGAAAGAGUUUCUUAUAUAUGAAUAGGUUAAAGGAGCACGAGCUCAUUCAUAGUGGAGUGAGAUCUCAUGUGUGUCCACACUGCGGGAAGAGCUUUAGUACGAAGAGGAACUUAAAAAAGCACCAGAGUGUUCACGUUGAGGUGAAUCCGUUCUCCUGCACUCACUGCGGAAAGACGUUCAGGAAUAAAAGAUCUGUUCAAAAUCAUCUGAUCGCUCACGCUGGAGUGAAGUCGUUCAGCUGUGAUCAGUGCGAUAAAUCAUUUAUCCGUGCAUCAUACUUAAACCGACACCUUAAAGUUCACGCUGGACUCAAGCCUCAUGUUUGCUCUACUUGUGGUAGGAGUUUUUCAAUCCUGCAGUGUUUAAAGCGCCAUCAGCUGGUUCACACCGGAGAGAGACCUCAUUCGUGUUCAGACUGCGGGAAGAGCUUCAGGACAUCGAACUACUUAAGAAAACACCAGCGGAUCCACACCGGAGAGAAACCCUACUCUUGCGCUCAGUGUGGAAAGAGUUUCAGAUGUACAAAGAAUCUAAAACUGCAUCAGCGCUCUCAUUCUGGAGAGAAGCCGUUCAGCUGUGAUCAGUGCCAUAAAACCUUUGCUUGUCCAUCAAACCUAAGUAAGCACCUGAAAGCUCAUGCUGCAGGACGGGUGUGCUCAGACUGCGGCCAGAGCUUUCGUACAUCAGCCGAAUUAAAGACGCACCAGAGGAUUCACACUGGAGAGAAACCGUAUCAGUGUUCACUCUGUGGGAACAGAUACGCUCUUUCAGGAAGCCUGAAACUUCAUGAGAGAGUUCAUCGUAAAGAAGAGCUGCAACAGUGCUCGUCCAGCGGAUAGUUUCAUACUGGCUGACGGCUGAAGGUCUGGGAGUUUUUAACACUUUUUAAAACUUUUUUUUUUUUUGGAACUUUUAUCACAAUAAAUGAUCAAGGACUGCCCACUAUGUUACAGGUUGUUUUUAAUCACGUGGUUCUGGUGAGGUGCGAAAGUCAGAUGGAGGGCAGGAAGUAAAAAAAAAUGAAUGGGAGACAGAAAGGAAAGUCUGUAUUUUUGCCAUUUAUACCAUAUUUCAAAGGCAGUCCAGGCUCAUUCUGAAAACGUAGUCCUGUGGAUGUUUCUGGAGACCCGGGAGGCAUCUCAAAUGUCUCUCGCGAGUGCCAUUCGCGCCCGCGCUGUUCUCACGUGAACCCACCAGAGGCCACUGUUGAGUGAUUUUAAGGUUACUAACUCAUAUUUAAGGCUAUUAACUCAUAUUUUAGGGUAUUAACCCAAUAUUUAAGGUUAUUAACUCAUAUUUUAAGGUUAUUAACUCAUAUCUAAGGCUAUUAACUCAUUUUAAGGUUAUUAACUCAUAUUUUAAGGUUAUUAACUCACAUUUCAAGGUUAUAAACUCAUAUUUUAAGGAUAUUAACUCAUAUUGUAAGCUUAUUAACUCAUAUUUAAAGGUUAUUAACUCAUAUUUUAAGGUUAUUAACCCAUAAUUUAAGGUUAUUAACUCAUAUCUAAGGCUAUUAACUCUUUUUAAGGUUAUUAACCCAUAUUUUAAAGUUAUUAACGCAUAUUUUAAGGUUAUUAAGCCAUAUUAUAAGGUUAUUAUUUUUAACUCGCAUUUCAAGGUUAUGAACUCCUAAUUAAAGGAUAUUAACUCAUAUUUUAAGCUUAUUAACUCAUAUUUUAAGGCUAUGAACUCUUAUUUUUAGGUUAUUAACUCACAUUUAAGGCUAUGAACUCAUAUUUAAAGGAUAUUAACUCAUAUUUUAAGGUUAUUAACUCACAUUUUAAGGCUAUGAACUCAUAUUUUAAGGAUAUUAACUCACAUUUUAAGACUUUGAACUCAUAUUUAAAGGAUAUUAACUCAUAUUCUAAGCUUAUUAACUCAUAUUUUAAGGCUUUGAACUCAUUUUAAGGUUGUUAACUCAUAUUUAGGGCUAUUAACUCAUAUUUUAAGGUUAAUAUCUCAUAUUAUAAGGUUAUUAUCUCAUAUUAUAAGGUUAUUAUCUCAUAUUAUAAGGCUAUUAACUCACAUUUUAAGGUUAUUAACUCAUAUUUUAUGGUUAUUAACUCAUAUUUUAAGGCUAUGAACUCGUAUUUUAAAGUUUUGAACUUGCUUUAAGUUUAUGGGUUUUGUCGAUCUUCUAAAUGACUUUGAAUAGUAUUUAAGCCUUGCUGAUUAGUGAUUGCUGUUAUUUAAUACUGUUCAUCUUGCACCUUUUCAGUCUAAUGAUAAAUAUGCAAGACUCUUUAGCAGCUAUUAAAGUAAAACAAUCAGA